GUCUCUCCUGUGCAGGCGCUGUGUCGCCGGCCUGGCAACAAGCUGAGGAGAUAAAUAACAUCCGCCCUGUCUCCACCACCAGUAUCAGGAGAAAAACUGAUGCCGCUUUUUCUUUUUUAUCUAAAAUGGACAGUUUACAAACAGGAGACCCGCGGUAUCUGAAAAGGAGAGUGAAGGGCUGUACUCUGGAUGUCCACCCGACUGAGAAAGCCCUCGUCGUCCAGUAUGAGGUGGAGGCAACUAUCCUGGGGGAGCUGGGGGAACCCAUGGUUGGAGAACGCAAAGAGUGUCAGAAAAUUAUUCGCCUUAAAAGCUUGAACGCCAGCACGGACACAUCCUCUUUGGCUCGGAAGGUGAUGGAGGAAUGUCGACUGAUUCACCCCUCUAAACUCCGCGAGGUGGAGCAGCUGCUCUUCUAUCUGCAAAAUCGCAAACAUGCAAAUGACAACCAAGAGAGGAAACGCAUCUCACCUCGAGACUUCAAACCGUACGCCGGAGUGGAGCUGGACGAGGAGGCGAGCAUCAACAGCAUCGAUGAGUAUGUGGAGCUGCUGUAUGAGGACAUACAGGAGAAGAUCAGAGGAGCCACACUCAUCUUCCAGCUGGCUCGUAACCCAGACAACCUGGAGGAACUCUUACAAAACGAGACGGCCCUUGGAGCCUUGGCCCGAGUCCUGAGGGAGGACUGGAAGCAAAGCGUGGACCUGGCAACAACCAUCACCUAUAUCUUCUUCUGCUUCUCCAGUUUCUCCCAGUUCCAUGGCCUGGUCACACAUUUCAAGAUUGGGGCCCUGUGUAUGAACAUCAUCGAGCAUGAGCUGAAGAGGUACGACCUCUGGCAAGAUGAGCUGCAGAAGAAGAAGAAGGCCUAUGAGGAAUUCUCUGACAACCAAAAUCUGAAGAAGGAACACGAGAAGUCUUUCAGGAAGUACCAGAGCCUUCUGAUCAAGCAGGAGCAGCUUCUCAGAGUUGCUCUGUGUCUGCUGCUGAACCUGGCUGAAGACACCCGCACAGAGCUGAAGAUGAGGAACAAGAACAUCGUCCACAUGCUGGUGAAGAUCCUGGACCGGGAGGACGAGGAGCUGCUGCUGGUGGUGGUCUCCUUCCUCAAGAAGCUCUCCAUCUUCCUGGAGAACAAGAAUGACAUGGCUGAGACGUUCGCUGUAGAGAAGUUGGCCCGGCUGAUUCCCUCCGAGCACGAGGAGCUCCUGAGCACCACCUUACGCCUCCUGCUCAACCUCUCCUUCGACACGUCUCUGCGCAGCCAGAUGGUCCAGGCCGGACUCGUUCCCAAACUCUCCUCCCUUCUCGCUGACGAGGGCCAGAGACAGCUCAGCAUGUGCAUUCUGUACCACAUCAGCAUGGACGACAGAUUCAAGUCCAUGUUUGCUGACACAGACUGCAUACCGCAGCUGAUGAAGAUGGUGUUUGACUGUGGAGAGGAGAAGAUGGAGGCUGAGCUCAUCUCACUCUGCAUCAACCUGGCUGCGAACAAGAGCAACGCCCAGGUCAUCUGUGAAGGUAACGGUCUGAAGAUGCUGAUGAAGCGUGCUGUGAAAAUGAAGGAUGUUCUGGUGAUGAAGAUGAUCAGGAACCUUUCUCAGCACAAUGGACCCACUAAGAGCCUCUUCCUGGAUCAUGUUGGAGACCUGGCAGCUCAGAUCAGCGAGGAGGAGGCCGAGGAGUUUGUGAUCGAGUGUCUGGGCACGCUGGCCAAUCUGACCAUCGCUGACCUGGACUGGGCGCUGGUGCUCAAGGAGUACAACCUGGUGCCCUUCCUAAAAGACCGACUCAAACCAGGUUCUGCCGAGGAUGACCUCAUCCUGGAGGUGGUGAUCAUGAUCGGCACCGUGUCCAUGGAUGACUCGUGUGCGGCCAUGCUGGCCAAGUCUGGCAUCAUUCCCGCUCUCAUCGAGCUGCUCAAUGCCCAGCAGGAAGAUGAUGAGUUUGUGUGUCAGAUUGUCUACGUCUUCUACCAGAUGGUUUUCCACAAAGCUACAAGAGACGUCAUCAUCAAAGACACGCAGGCUCCUGCUUACCUCAUCGACCUGAUGCAUGAUAACAACGCAGAGAUCCGCAAAGUCUGUGACAACACGCUGGACAUCAUCGCUGAAUAUGACGAGGAGUGGGGCAAGAAGAUCCAGACAGAGAAGUUCCGCUGGUACAACGGUCAGUGGUUGGAGAUGGUGGAGAACCGUCAGAUGGACGAGGCAGGAGAACCCUUCCUGUACGGGGACGACGGAGAAUCCUUUGUCGGGAACGGAGACAUCCUGGAGAGACCUGACCUGUUCUACAGUGCAGUGUUCUGUGCAGAUGGGAUCAUCGGAGCCGACGGUGCCAUCAGUCCUGAGUUCUACACCGACUUCCAGAACGGAGAGCUGGGACAGACCGGAUACCUGAGCAGUGUGUCGGACCAGAUCUCAGCAGAUCGACCCAUCAGCGCCUACGGCUUCCGUCCUGACGAACAGUUCUUCUACAACUACACCACCUCCACCCGGUAAACCUGGAACCUCUUACACGCUGUCUCACCCUAAAAGCUGUGUCCAGAUUGUGAAGGAAAAUUAUGAACAUGUGUACAUUUUAUUUAUGCAUUUCUCUCUGUGGGUUUCACGCCGUCUCUGGAAGGAACUGUCAUCUGAACCAUCAGUUAAUCGACUCAAACAAUCUGAAUUUUCUAGAAUAAAGUGUCACGUUGAUGUUAAAGCACAAAAAAAUCUGUCUUACUUGGUGCAGUGUCGAGCCAGUGUAGCCGGCCAGCGCGAACAGCUGCUGAAAUGUGAUACAAUGGGCAAUCGUCCACGCUAAAGUACGUCCACUAAAAAGGUCUGUCUCUGUAGGAAUCCUGUCCGGAAUGUUGUCGGACACUUGCUCACUGGAUUACAUUGCUGGCCUGGUGCACUGUUCCUGCUCAGUGCUGCACUGAGUCCAAAGAUUUUUGUCCCCAUCAAUCAUUUAGAAUGAGCUCCAGAAACACCAGACUUCUCCUUUAAGAUUGAAAGUGCAAUUUAUGAAACCAGACGUAGAUGUAGUCCUGCAAACUUUAAACCUUUCACACCAUCAGUCUUAGAUUUCAUUUUAGCUUCAUUCAGAACAAUUUGUAAAUAAUAUUGUGAUGUUGACUUUCCUGUGUAACUAAGCUUAAUAUGCUGCUGAUGCAGCUUUUGGUUGAACACUGAGCUGCACUCUGAUAUUUCUGAUUCUAAUUCUACACAACUGAAUGCUUCUUUGUUACCACAGUCUGCCUGAUGUGAUGACUCACAAACAUUAUUUUAGGCAAAAGAAAAACAGCCAAAAGUGUCUGUUUGGAAAAAUAAGUUUGGUGUUUUUCUCUGUUUUUUCUUAUUGUCAGCAAAUCUCAGAGCCAAACCGACAAUGUGCAACAAACUGCCUUCUUUUCUCUGUCUGUGGCUGCAGUGGUCGUUGGUUUCUGACUUUUUGUUGUUGGUGACCUCUAAUCGCAGGUCAUUGUCUGCAGACAGACUCACAUCCUCUCAGACUUUUUAGAGGUUUGAACAGAUUAUUAAAUUAUCUAGUGUCUCAAAAAUAAGAGAAAAAAAAACUUCUUAUCCCUUUAAUCAUCUUCUGAUCUCUCAGAUUUAUCUUGGGAACCCUGCAGGGGGUCGCUGACCUCAGACUGGGAACUACUGAAUUAUGUUUGCAGAAGAUAAAUAUGUGAACUGUAACUUGGCACUAAUUAUUCCACAAAAACUGUAGACACCAUGUUCCAGUGUUACACUAUGGAUUUGAUUUAUGCCAGUGAACUGAUAGUGUAACCUGAAGAGUCUUAGGCAGGUCAGCUGAAUGUGUACAAGUCAGUAUGUGUGAGGAAAAGUUUUUAUUCAACAGAACUUCGUCUUAAAGGAAACGAAUCUGGAAACUUCUUAUUAACAGUUUGCUCUUUCCAGGACACUCAGUAGGAAAUAAUUAGAAAAUACUAGAUCAUAAAAUAAAAAGUGACACCUCUUUACACACUGUCUCUCUGAAAACACUGUAUCUUUAUUUAUUUGAAUGUAAUUUAAGUCAAAAGCCUUCAUUGUAUUAUCUUGAAAAAUGCUUUUUAAAUAUGAACAAGAAUCUGCUGCGUUUAUUUUAUUCUUUAUCUUUGUGCCUGGAGCGCUGCCGUCCUGCUGAAAUAUGAAACACUCUUCUUCUGUGGUGCAAUAUAUCAGAUAAAUAGAGGGAAUAUUAUUGUAGUCAAACUGUAUUUAGUGUUUAAUCUGUCACAGAUGUAGGAUUACUGACAGGUUUUUCAUUUCUCAGUACAGUGUGACUGUGGUUGGUUAAAAACUGUUGUGGACCAUAAAUAAAUAAUCAAAGCAU
Messenger RNA from Lates calcarifer (barramundi perch), 4320 nucleotides. It is a transcript of the gene kifap3a, whose product is annotated as kinesin-associated protein 3a. Gene Ontology annotation, cellular component: ciliary transition zone; kinesin II complex; axoneme. The record is from RefSeq and is a predicted model, not a curated record. NCBI's taxonomy places the organism in Eukaryota, Metazoa, Chordata, Actinopteri, Centropomidae. The transcript has 20 exons. Gene Ontology annotation, biological process: cilium organization; microtubule-based movement. Gene Ontology annotation, molecular function: kinesin binding. The coding region runs from base 126 to 2501 and encodes 791 amino acids.